UCUGUCUACGACUCUUCUUGUUCUUGCUCUGGCUGGUCUGUUCCUGCUGCUCUUUUUCUUUGGUUCGAAGAAAAAUCACGGAAUGAAGAAGAUUUCAAGUGUCCGAAGCAGAAUCUCUGUCCUGGCGGUGUUGAAGAGACAAACGUCUUCGUCUCCUUCUCUUUCUUCUAGGGUUCCCAAUGAACCAGAAAACUCCGCGGGUAACAAUGGCAUCAAGAUCUUAGCAAUGUCGCACGAUUCGCUCAAUAAACUCACCGGCUGCGUGGACGACAUGAACGAAGAUGUCGGAAAGCUCCUCUUAUCUUCCGAAAGAGAUCUUCCGAAGAACCCUAAUCUUUUCAACCUCAUCAGCGACUUCUUUAAGACAAACACCGAAUUGUCCGUUUUAUGCGAGGCUCUGAAAAAAUGUCUGGAGAAAGCUCAUCGUGGAGAAACCCUAGUUCUGGGAGAUUUGUCCGAUUUAAUGGAGGAACAAAGAGUGUCUGGAGGAGAAGGGAGUUUCUCGAAGACUCUCCAGAAUCAGAGGAGCUUCAAAAAAUUUUCCGCCGACGACCCUUUCGCCGGAGAUUUCACCAGACUUUUCAAGAACUGCCACGGCGAUCUCGUCAAGAUGAUCGAGAAACUGAAUCAGACGACGAAGAAGCUUAACAGAAAACUCCGGAGGGUUUCGAUAGCACUGUUAAUUGCGGCGGUUGCCACCGUGGUCAUCUCCGCCGUUGUGAUUGGUGUAACGGUGGCUCCACCGGUGUUGGCGGCAUCGGGAGCGGCCGUGUCGUUCGUGCCGAUGGGAUCUCUGGGUCUGUUCAUUUCAUCGAUGUGGCAGAAAUCGAGGAAUGUUCUGAAACGCCAAAAAGCGGCGAUUAGUUCGAUGGAACGAGGGACAUGCCUCGCAUUGAGUGAAGUCGCGAAAAUCACCGUUUUGGUGAAUCAGUUGGAGGAUGUGGUGAAAUCAAUGGAGGAGACGAUGGAGACAGCGGCGGAGAAGAACUCGCUGCUGAAAUCGGCAAUGAAAGAGGUGGAGAAGGAGAGUUCCUCACGUACAAAAGCGCGAUCAGCGUUCUGCAACACGAAGCCGGGUGCGAUGAGGAUGCGCAUUUGAGUCGCGACGUUGCUCGCGAGAAGAUAACCAAAUAUUUGUCAUGAAGCUUUUUUGUAUCGAAUGGGCAAAUGGCGGUUUCUGCUGAGAAUCUGUGCCUCUCUCUUCAUCUCGCUCCUCCUUCUCUGCCAAUUUCUUCACUCGGAUCCGACCCAAGGCCCGUUCUUUUUUUGUGGGUAGACCCGGAAGCGGUUCUCUUGUAAUGGGAAGAGAUUUCAACUGGGUUUUGGUUGGAUUGUGAGAAAAUUCUGGAAACAGAGAGAGUUUUGUAAUCUGGCUUCUGUGUCUGCUAUGAAUAGAAGCAGAGGAUGUAAAUGAUAAACAUGAAAAGUUUGGCUGCUUUUGAAUCAUUGGCCAUAAGACAUCACCCAUCUUAUGUUGCC
This is a messenger RNA of Tarenaya hassleriana, 1479 nucleotides long. RefSeq names its product UPF0496 protein At3g57100-like. The transcript has a single exon. The record is from RefSeq and is a predicted model, not a curated record. The coding region runs from base 83 to 1099 and encodes 338 amino acids. NCBI's taxonomy places the organism in Eukaryota, Viridiplantae, Streptophyta, Magnoliopsida, Brassicales, Cleomaceae.